AGAUUGCUUCCCCUGUGGAUCAAGAAGACGAGAAAUGAUUUUGGAAAUGCUAAACCCAAUGCAUUAUAACAUCACCAAUAUGGUGACUGACGUAAUGCCUGUCACCACCAUGCCAGUUCUGCUGCUCACUGGCUUACUUCUCCUGGUUUGGAAUUUUGAGGGCACAUCUUCAAUCCCAGGUCCUGGCUAUUGUUUGGGAAUUGGCCCCGUCAUUUCACAUUGCAGAUUCCUGUGGAUGGGAAUUGGCAGUGCCUGCAACUACUACAACAGGAUGUACGGAGAGUUCAUGCGGGUCUGGAUCUGUGGAGAGGAGACACUCAUCAUCAGCAAGUCCUCAAGUAUGACCCAUAUUAUGAAGCAUAGUCAUUACAUCUCCCGAUUUGGCAGCAAAUUUGGGUUACAGUGUAUCGGCAUGCAUGAAAACGGCAUCAUAUUUAACAACAAUCCAGCCCUCUGGAAAGUGAUUCGUCCUUUCUUCAUGCAAGCUUUGUCUGGCCCCAGACUUGUACGAAUGGUGGCGAUUUGCGUCGAAUCCAUCAAAACGCAUCUGGACAGGCUGGAGGAGGUCACUACUGCAUCUGGCUAUGUGGACGUGCUGACCCUCAUGCGACGCGUCAUGCUGCAUGCCUCCAACGUACUCUUUUUGGGGAUCCCCUUGGACGAAAGUGCCAUUGUGGUUAAAAUCCAGGGUUAUUUUGAUGCCUGGCAAGCUCUGCUUCUCAAACCAGACAUCUUCUUUAAGAUUUCUUGGCUCUACAAAAAAUACGAAAAGUCUGUCAAGGAUUUGAAAGAUGAAUUCGAAAUUCUAGUUGAAGAAAAGAGACACCAGCUUUCUAUGGCAGAGAAACUGGAAGACAGUAUGGAUUUUGCCACUGAGUUGAUUUUUGCCGAGAAACGUGGUGACCUGACAAAAGAGAAUGUGAACCAGUGCAUAUUGGAAAUGCUGAUCGCUGCGCCUGACACCAUGUCUGUUUCUGUGUUCUUUAUGCUAUAUCUCAUUGCAAAGCACCCUAAGGUUGAAGAGGCAUUACUGAAGGACAUUCAGACUGUUCUUGGUGAGAGAGAGAUAAGCAUUGAUGAUAUACCAAAAUUAAAAGUGGUGGAAAUUUUCAUUUACGAGAGCAUGAGGUACCAGCCUGUUGUGGACUUGGUCAUGCGCAAAGCUUUACAAGAUGAUAUCAUCGAUGGCUACCCAGUGAAAAAGGGAACCAAUAUUAUCCUGAAUAUUGGAAGAAUGCAUAAACUUGAGUUUUUCCCAAAGCCCAAUGAAUUUACUCUCGAAAACUUUGCAAAGAAUGUUCCUCAAAGGUAUUUUCAGCCAUUUGGCUUUGGGCCCCGUUCCUGUGCUGGAAAGUACAUCGCCAUGGUUAUGAUGAAGACCAUCCUGGUUACACUUCUCAGACGGUUCCAUGUGAAGACAAUGAAAGGACAAUGUAUAGAAAACAUGCAGAAAAGAAAUGACUUGGCCUUGCACCCGAUUGAGACUGAUGCCUUGCUGGAAAUGGUUUUUGUCCCAAGAAAUUCUGACAAGUACCUCGAACACUGA
This is a messenger RNA of Chrysochloris asiatica (Cape golden mole), 1546 nucleotides long. RefSeq names its product aromatase-like. The coding region runs from base 35 to 1546 and encodes 503 amino acids. The record is from RefSeq and is a predicted model, not a curated record. The transcript has 9 exons. NCBI's taxonomy places the organism in Eukaryota, Metazoa, Chordata, Mammalia, Afrosoricida, Chrysochloridae. Gene Ontology annotation, molecular function: heme binding; iron ion binding; monooxygenase activity.